Messenger RNA from Saccoglossus kowalevskii, 852 nucleotides. RefSeq names its product zinc finger and BTB domain-containing protein 41-like. Gene Ontology annotation, biological process: regulation of gene expression. Lineage: Eukaryota; Metazoa; Hemichordata; Enteropneusta; Harrimaniidae. The record is from RefSeq and is a predicted model, not a curated record. Gene Ontology annotation, cellular component: nucleus.
AUGAAGUACCACUGCAGUUGUGGGAAGAGUUUUAACAACUUGGAAUAUCUUGAGCUGCACAUGAAAACCCACACUGGUGAAGGGCUUUUCUCCUGCCAGCAAUGUGGUAAAGUUUUUACCUGCAGAGAGGGACUAGACAUGCACAUAUGUAGGAGCGUCCCGAUGUUACUUCCGUCGGCAAAGUACGGGACAAUUCAUGUGAUGAGUCCGUCAAGACUAGACAAUGAUGUUGACGAUGACGAUAAUGAUUAUUAUGACAGUUUUCUUCGAGCACAGAUAAAAGUAAAACGGCGAGCUUAUCAAUGCGAGUUCUGCGAGGAUGAGUUUGAAACUGAGAACUAUUUAGAUCUGCAUCUGAGAACUCACACUGGGGAAGGGAUAUUCCCGUGUGAGGAGUGCGGCUUAUUGUUCACAGACGAAAGUGGGUUAAAAACGCAUCGCCACCGAUGGACAAAAGUCUCCUGCCACCUCUGUGACAAGACCUUCUCUCAAAUGAGUUUCCUUGAUAUCCAUUUGCGUGAGCAUCUUGAAUUUACCGGGAAGUUACUUAACUGCAAUUUGUGCGAUAAAACUUUUCUACAGGUCGGUGCUCUGCAGACACAUAUGAGAACUCAUCCACCAGUUAUGCCGUACCAUUGUUUAAUGUGUGGACAGAAAUUCUCGUUGGAGUCUCGGUUUUCAGCUCACGUAAUGAUGCACCGUGGUGAGAAGGAUUGGCAGGAUUACAAACGUGCUCAUUGUAUCAAGGAAACAGUCGUCUCUUUUUACCGUACUUGUACAUUAGAAAGAAUCGGUAAAAAUAUCUCUCUACGAAACGGGGAAGAGAAAUUCCGUGUCAACCUCAAUGUAUAG